GUCUCCCUGCAUUACUUUAUAUAAACUUUGGAGUUUGUUUCUUGCAUAGAGUCCGGGAUGCAGACGGAAUUUGUUGUCUUUCUUCUGAUUAUUUAUUGUAACGAUCAGUUAAAAUAAUUUGAGAUGACCAGGUUUUAAUCGAUUGUCAAUUCAAGACUCAGAAGCAAUAAAAAGCCCUAAUCUUAUUAUCUUUCUCUGUUUUUUUGUCUUCUUUAUUCACUUUUUCCCUCUCGCCGUAUAAUGGAAUCUCCACCACCGCCGUUGCCGCCCCCCUGUUAUAUCUCCCAGGGUUCCAAGAAAAGGGUUUUUCCGGGGGGUAGUUCGACGUGUAUGGAGGCAGAUGUGGUGGAAAUCCCGCCUCCAGUAAAUAGCAGCUCGAAGCUGAAGUCCCUUAAGCUCAAGGAAAAAGAGGUAAUUUUUCCUGAAGUAAUAGAUGUUGACAUGGAUGACGACUAUGAGGAUAUUAUGCUUUUGGAUAGAGAAGUGGACACAAAGAGGAAGGGCAAGGAUGUUUUCAGCAAGCUUCCCUCAGGAUCUAGUUCUGGAAUUAAUGAUGGGUCUGGGAAUGGUGUGCAAUCUCCAGAGAAAAAUUAUGUUUCAGGAUCACAUUAUUUAAUUAAUGGAGAAGAUUUUGAUGCUGACUUUUUUUAUGGAGAAAAUGAGUAUGUGGAUAUGUCUCAGGAUGAUCCCCUAUAUGAUGAUCAGUAUGCUAUCAUACAAGCUCAUUUGGAUAGUUUGGAUAUACCUCCUGGGGUUGAGGUUAGUGUACCUUGGUUUGCAGGCCAUGAAGAAAAUAAAUUAAAGCCGGCUGUUGCAAGUACUUCAAAUCAUUCUAGCUCGCCAAUUGACGUGGAUGGUGUGGUUUUUCCCCCAAAUUCCAAUUCAUCCUCCUCAAUAUGGCCCAUGGAAUUUGAACAAUCAAGUGACAAAUCAAUUAUAGGAGAGAAUUUAAUUUCAGGAGACAAAGUGAAAGGAAGUGGUCAACCUAAGAAAUGGGAGCCAUCUUCAUCAUGGUUGCUUAAAGAUCCUGCUCAUGUCUCGAAGAGGUCAACUGCAGCCAGGAGUUCAUUUAGUUUGCCAUCAAAAUUCGCAAAGGAUUAUUUGACCUCCUCAUCAAGCAUGGAUAUGCAUGAUUCUCGUCAUCAUUUGGCUGAAUCUUGGCGUCAUCAUUUGGCUGAAUCUUGGCGUAGUAAAACUAAGAGGAAUCGUCAAAUAGGUUACAAUAUGCUGGAGGGUGGUUCACACAACCAGUUCAGUCAUCAUGUUUCUAGCUUUACAAAGCAUCCGGUUAGUGGUCCCUUGACUGGUCUAGCUUCACGUAGUCGAACAAAGCGAAAUGAUGUUCAACCUGGAGCAGUGAGCCAUAAGCAUCUGGGCAGUGGUGCCUCAACUAAUCCAGCUUCUCAUAUUCAAAAAUUGCUAAAUGAUGUUCAACCUGAGGUAGGAAGCCAUAAAUAUGCGUGGAAGAGCAUGCCGAACAAUACUGUAGGACAUUCUUUUGUGAAUGCUUCAUAUCCAUCAGGAUUUGUUGAUCAGUCUGGGCCGCUAGCUGUCUUCCCUGAUGACAUGGCCUUUGGCCCCUGGGACAUGGAUCCUAUUGUGGGCCAAAAGAGUGCAACUGCUUCUGGAAACUCAUCUGGGUCGUUAUCUGGCAAGGCAAAAUAUGGGGAUCCUGGUGAAUUUUUGAAGAACUUUGAUCUUUUUAAGAAAUUUGAUACCGUUCAAGAUUUUACAGAUCACUAUUAUUCUAAAAAUGGUUUUUCAAUGAGGCAGCCGUCAAAGAAUUGGGCAAAGAAGAUACAGGAGGAAUGGAGGAUUCUUGAAAAUGAUCUACCUGAUACAAUAUUUGUCAGAGUCUAUGAAUCGAGGAUGGACAUUUUGAGGGCCGUAAUAAUUGGAGCUGAAGGGACUCCAUACCAUGAUGGCCUAUUUUUCUUUGAUGUGUUCUUCCCAAGCAAUUAUCCUAAUGUGCCACCACAUGUUCACUACCAUUCUGGCGGCCUUCGUAUUAAUCCGAAUUUGUACAAUUGUGGGAAAGUAUGCCUCAGCCUUCUUAACACUUGGAGUGGUAGUCAUAAGGAAAAGUGGAUUCCUGGUGUAUCAACCAUACUUCAAGUUUUGGUCUCUAUUCAAGGGCUGAUUCUGAAUGCCAAGCCAUAUUUCAAUGAACCUGGAUAUGCAAGCAUGAGCGGUACACCUGGGGGUGAAAGUAACUCACUGCAAUACAAUGAGAGCACUUUCAUCUUGUCUCUGAAAACAAUGGUAUACAACAUCAGGAGGCCACCAAAGUAUUUUGAAGAUCUUAUUGCAGGGCAUUUUUACAAGCACGCACGUGAUAUUCUUGUGGCUUGUAAGGCAUAUAUGGAUGGAGCUCAGGUGGGAUGCCUUGUCAAGGGGGGUGUUCAAGAUGUUGAUGAAGGUGACAAGAGCUGCUCCCAGCAUUUUAAGAACUCUUUGGCAGGAUAUAUCAAAACGCUUGUGGAUGCAUUCGCAGAAAUUGGUGUCAAAGAUUGUGAUGAAUUUCUUGCUUUAGCACAAAAGACGAACAGGAUGGUGCCUUCUCAGCCAGUGGCUCAAAAUUUUUACUACUACGAGGGGCAGACGACCUCCGCAAUAAUCGACAAAGACUUUGACAAUUUUGCAUAUAAUAGACCAGACCUUAUUAGUCACAAAAAUGCAGAAAAAGGAGAGUACAAGCGGAAGAGAUUGACUGCUCAUCUUUACAGAAACCAGUUUUCCGAGCGUAGGAAUAUGAAACCUUCUCAUUCCCCUAGUUUCUGUCAACUAACAUGGUUCUGUGCUUUGUUGCUGUUGUUCCUCUUCAGCUUCUUCUGUACAACCAUGGCUUCUGCUUCAGAAAUUUCUUACAGCGAUCAUUGUGCUUCCAUUGUCCCUGAAUCCAGUCCAACUGGUCGUUUUAGUACCCAGUCUCCAAUUCUCCAUUUAGCCACAAGUUACUUCAAGGGUGGGGAGCAAAUUCUUGGAAAGAAGUCAACGGAUCAGUUGUUUAAUAGUUCAGAUGUUUAUCUUUCACUUUAUAUCACUGAAAAUAUCUAUGUAACCAAGACCAGCGGGGUCUACAAGGUUCAGGCUCGCUUGAGGUUCCGAUUGCCCCAUCAGUACCGUAAUUAUUCAGGUUAUGGUCAGUGGUACCACCCCAGGGAUGUCUACCGCAGAAGAUCAUUGAGAUUCCUCUUAAAUGGAUUCUUUUCAGAGCAAUCUAGGAAGCUUUGCAUGGUAGGAAAGGCCUCUUGGCAAUCUGCAGAAGGUAAGCUUCGCAAUCUUGAAGCUGUUUUUCAAUUUAAUCAUGCAAAGAAGAACUCAACCCUCUUAACUAGUUUAGCUAAGGGGACCUUGAAGAGCUUGAGUUCAUCCAAUAGCCCCAAUUAUUUCGAGCCCAUUGAAAUAGUUUCGCUCCCUGUGCUUUCUGAUUACAAUUAUACAUUGGCCUCAAAGGGGCUUGGCGGAGGGUGCCUGGGAGGAAAUGAUAUUCCACCCAACCGGUCCCUUAGCUUGCUGCCAGGAAGCAUUUGCUCGAGGUUCCUUUGGAGAACUUAUGAUUUUGAAGUGGAGUAUGCAGCAGGGUGUAAAAGCACGAGUGAUUGUGGUCCUUUUAAGAAGAAACAUGCACACUUGUCCUUGUCCGCGUUUCAGUGUUCAGAGGAUGAAGAAAAGCUACGAUAUAUAUUGGCUUUUCACAACGAAUACUAUUGGCAUUACCAAUCUUUUGACCCCAAGACAACAUUGAUUGGGGAAGGAUCCUGGAAUAGUGAGAAAAAUCAAUUGUGCAUUGUUGCCUGCAGAAUGCUCAACUCAGACAAGUCUUUAGAAGAUGUUCGUGUGGGUGACUGCUCAGUGAGGUUGAGCAUACAAUUUCCGCUUGUCUGGAAUAUCACAGAUACUAGCAGCAUAGUUGGACUAGUUUGGACCAACAAGACGGCUACUGAUCCAGGGCACUUCAAGGUUACCAGCUCCAACAACAAUGGGGAGAGUUUGCCAGGCCUGAAAUAUGAAUAUACUCAAGUUGGCAAGGCAAGAGAAUUAUGUCCCAGAAAAGAAGUUGUUAAGGAAAAUGGGGACAACUUCCCCAAAGGCAAUUCUUAUGAUAUGAGGUUUGACAUGUCUGUUAAACACUCUAAAGAGGAGAUUGCUUGGGGUAAUGGACUCCCUAUCUUUGUCAACAGUGAACAUUAUGGAGAAAAUUUCGUAAUAACUGAGGAUUCGGGCCUUGGAGAAGUAGAGGAGAGCACCAAUAUUUAUAGUAGCCAGAUGAAUAUCAGCUAUAAAAUAACCUUCUCUUACAUCAAUUUGAAAGAACAGAUUGCUUCGUUGAACUCAUCACUCAAUCAAUGGGGUCAACUGUUAAACUCUGCCGAAGGUGUCUAUGAUACUGAAACAGGACAUCUCUGCAUGGUAGGUUGUCGAGAGAUCCAUCCCCUUCACAGUAGUGAAAAGUCAUUUGAUUGUGAGAUGAUCAUAGAUGUUGAGUUUCCUCCCUUAAGUUCAAUGGUUGGAAGUUCCAUCAAUGGAGUCAUCCAAAGCAGGCGGGCAAAAACUGAUUCUCUUUACUUUGAGCAGUUGAAUAUAUCUUCAUCCUCUUAUUACACUGUUCAAGCACAGGAAUCCAUUUGGCGGAUGGAUUUGGAGAUCAUUAUGGUCUUGAUCUCCAACACUCUGGCAUGUUUAUUCGUGGCAUCUCAGCUAUUCUAUGUGAAGAAGCAUCCAGAAGUUCUCCCCUUUAUUUCAGUUGUCAUGCUCAGUAUCAUCACUUUGGGUCACAUGAUCCCUCUGGUGCUCAAUCUUGAGGCCCUUUUCAUUAAGAAUCACGAUCAGCAAAACGUGAUUCUUAGAGGCGAUGGAUGGCUUGAACUGAAUGAAGUGAGUGUAAGAUUGGUCAGUUUAGUAGUCUUUCUCCUGCUGUUGCGCCUCCUCCAAUUGGCAUGGACUGCAAGAACGGAGGAUGGAGACGGAAACCAUUUAUGCGCUGCGGAGAAGAAAACCGCUUUCGUGUCUUUACUUCUGUAUGCUGUAGGUGGACUAAUUGCCUUCUUGGUGGAGUUAGAGAAGAAUGGCAAUGGGAAUGGGAUGCCACGUUCUCUAUAUCCUGCUUACAACACCACCAUUCCUGAUCCAUCUCUUGUUAUGUCUGAACAAUCCUAUACAUUGAGGUACCUGAAAUCAUACGCUGGUUUGGUCCUUGAUGGAUUUCUCCUUCCUCAGAUCCUCUUCAACAUAUUCCAGAAUUCAAGGGAAAAGGCACUGUCUUAUUUGUUCUAUAUCGGAACAACAUUAGUCCGCUUGGUACCCCAUGCAUAUGAUCUCUACAGGGUGCACAAUUACAUGCGUCAAGAUUUUUAUGGAUCAUACAUUUACGCAAAUCAUAGUGCAGAUUUUUACUCCAUUGCUUGGGAUGUCAUCAUCCCUUGUGGUUGUAUAGCGUUUGCAGUGAUCAUUUGGCUGCAGCAGCGAUUUGGUGGAAGCUGUGUUCUUCCACAAAAAAUUCGUGAACUUGGCCUGUAUGAGAAGGUGCCUGUGGUUAGCAGUGAGUAGCUUUUGGGGCAAAUGUUGACUGUAGAACUUAUGUUUUGCUUGUGUGGAACUGCUGUUGCAAAAUCUUCAAGCUAAAAUAAGAAGACUGCUUGAAGUUAACUUUUUGGCUUUGUUUUUCUUUUGAGCAAUCAGCAUUUUCUGCUGGGGCUUCCUUCUCAGUUUUGAACACUUGAUGUAAUAUGGCUGUGAAUUAGUAGUGUCAAGUCAGGUUUAAUGCCGGCUUUAUGUUUUACUUUGCA
Messenger RNA from Coffea arabica (coffee), 5789 nucleotides. RefSeq lists its product as uncharacterized. Gene Ontology annotation, molecular function: ubiquitin conjugating enzyme activity. The record is from RefSeq and is a predicted model, not a curated record. NCBI's taxonomy places the organism in Eukaryota, Viridiplantae, Streptophyta, Magnoliopsida, Gentianales, Rubiaceae.